Molecule: messenger RNA, 846 nt
Organism: Capsella rubella
Lineage: Eukaryota; Viridiplantae; Streptophyta; Magnoliopsida; Brassicales; Brassicaceae
Exons: 1
Coding region: 114-656 (180 amino acids)
Source: RefSeq, a predicted model, not a curated record
AACAAAAAAAAAAACUAUUUUUAUCGAUUUUAGCGUAAAAAGUUGAUUCCUGGAGAAAACGUUAAUAGUAGUUAACCCCGUUUAGAAUUCCUUCUUCACAAUCACACACAGCAAUGGCCUCGCUCACCGUUACCGUUACCGUUACUGUUACCGUUCUUCUGUUCACGUUGGCUAUCUCCGUCGCUACUUCCAAGCCGGGGAAUGACAUCAUCGACGAACCCUUAACCACUGUAUCAGCCGAACCCGACCCAGAUUCCACAAAACCAACCCUUCCCGGACCCGACGAGGUCACAGUGCCGUUGAAUUUCGUCAAUUUCCAUCCGAUCAACCGUCAUUUCCCUAGACGUCCGUUAACGACGACGGCUCCUUUCAAACGCCGUCCGUGCCACGAGCUGUGGGGACGACGUGGUCUUCAGAUCUCUUACGGCACCGACAUGAUCUUCUCCGGCGAAGAUGAAAAGGCGGCAGGUACAGACGCCGUCGUUGCAGAUUUCCCGGCGAUCAAGAUCUUGGUCGUAUCGUUCGCGUCGGAGGAGGAUGAUGACUCAAAGACGAUUACGGUGAAAUUGGUUAAGCGUAAAGAAGAAGAUGAGAGAGGCUACUACAAUGGUAUGUUCAAGAGAAAGAUUCGCAAGUUUCUUAACCAUUUGGUCUAAUUGAAGAAGAAGACUCGAGUUUGUGUUAGAAUCUAAGAUACAAUUAUAUAAAUAGUUUGGUUCAUCCUAUGAUAUGAAAAUGAUGAUGAUGAUGAUGUGUUUUGUUUAUAUAUCAAAUUCAGUAGCAGAUGUUUCUUGUAAAGCUUUAGUUAUAUAAAAUUGAUUAUAUUAAGAAUUGAUUGCAGAGGUA